Messenger RNA from Ilex paraguariensis (yerba mate), 1926 nucleotides. NCBI's taxonomy places the organism in Eukaryota, Viridiplantae, Streptophyta, Magnoliopsida, Aquifoliales, Aquifoliaceae. The record is from the annotation of a GenBank genome assembly.
UUGGCAACCUAAUUUUCACUUUUCCCAACCACAAUUGUUUAUUUCUUCAUUUUCUUUUCUACCGGAUUCCAACUAUUUUCUUAACCAAAAUACAUAAUAUCUAUGCUUUUUAAUUACUAAUAAUUAAUGGAGUAAUAUUUUAUGUAUUUUAUUUCUUCAUUUUGUUUUUUAAUAAUCACAAUUUGGACAGUCACAGGAAAGUUGGGAACCCAAAUUAGCUUUAACUCCCAAAACCCGAAAAUUUCCCCAUUUUCCCCCUACAAACACUGAGCAAAGAUUCAAUCUUCUGUUAUCAAACUCACUAUUUAUCACAAAAAAUCAGCAAUUUUUAUUUUUAUUUUUUCGAAAUAUUUGAUCAUCAGUCAUCACCAUUAAAGCUCAGUCUUUGCUUUACCGUACUUUAUAAUAUCUACAAAUUUCAAAUGAACAGUCUGAGUGUUUUUUUAGUUUGAUCUUUCUUCACUCUCGUUGUCCCUUUUUUUUAAAGUUCUGUUAGAAAUUAAAGUACUUCUCAAGCAUUGAAGUUGGAGCUCUCCUUGGUUUCUUUUUCUGGGUUUUGAGUUUUUGGUGUGUGGAGCUUGGAGUUUUUAGGUGUUAGGAAAAUCAUGUGUUUUUGGUGAAAAAGUUGGUAGAAAUUGUUUGGGGGUGUUGGAAAUGGAAGGUAGUAGUGGGGUAACAGUGGUGGGAUCAGAUGCUCCGUCGGAUUAUCAUGUAGCUCCGAGGACUGAAAACCCUAGCCUAGUCAGUGGAUCAACACAGCCAGUAACACUCCAAAUGGUUGCCUCUACGCAGCCGGCCACGGCGGGUGGAGUGGUGGUGGGGAAGGUGAAGAAGAAGAGAGGUAGGCCGAGGAAGUACGGACCGGAUGGGUCUGUGACUAUGCCGCUCUCGCCGACUCCAAUAUCGUCUUCAGCUCCACCUCCAGUGAUCGACUUCUCGGCCGGAAAGAGGGGAAAAGUCCGGCCAGUUGGUUCAGCUAGCAAGUCAGUACCCAAGAUGGAGAUGGAGAGUUUAGGAGAAUGGGUUUCAUGCUCUGUUGGUGCUAAUUUUACACCCCAUAUCAUCACUGUUAAUGCUGGAGAGGAUGUCACCAUGAAGGUCAUAUCAUUUUCUCAACAAGGGCCUCGGGCAAUAUGCAUUCUCUCUGCAAAUGGCGUGAUUUCAAGUGUGACACUCCGUCAACCUGAUUCUUCUGGGGGCACAUUGACAUAUGAGGGUCGAUUUGAGAUACUCUCAUUGACAGGAUCAUUUAUGCCAUCAGAAAGUGGAGGAAUAAGGAACAGAUCUGGUGGGAUGAGUGUCUCUUUAGCAAGCCCAGAUGGACGUGUUGUGGGGGGUGGAGUUGCUGGUCUAUUAGUUGCUGCUAGUCCUGUGCAGGUCGUUGUAGGCAGUUUUUUGACGGGGAACCAGCAUGAGCAGAAGACCAAGAAACAGAAAACAGAGGUCAUAACGACUGCCACACCUACCUCUGCCAUUCCUAUUUCUAGCGCAGGGAUGGAAGAGCCAUAUGGUGGGCAGGUGCAGCACAUUUCAGCUGCCCCAAAAACAAAUCUUUCAUCGACAUCUUCCUUCCGUGGAGACACCUGGUCUUCAUUGCCCUCAGAAUCGAGAAAUAAGCCGACUGACAUUAAUUUAACUCUGCCUGCAUAGUUAUCUAAAGGACCUUGGCCCAUUCUGCAACAUGAGGUUUGUUACUACUGGCCACAUUGGCACAAGACUUCUAUUGAUGUAUCUCACCUCCCCAUCUUUGUUUGUCUGUUGCGUUGUAUCGGCAUGUUGAUUUCCGGCUGGAUUCUGUAGUUUAGUUAGUGCAUUUGAUGAGUUUCUUUAGCUUCUGUUGCCUUGUAGAAUACUUUGGUGUAUAAUUCACCUGUCUGGAUAUGACUUCCAUCGGAGUUAUGCAUUAUAAUUUAAGCAUUUGGCGUG